AUGGAAGACGAUACCAAACCCACACAGCAGCAUGUCGAAGAUCGCAACGCUCGCUUCGCCCCCGAGGCGACCACCACCGAUGGCCAGCUCGCGCCGACCGUGACUUACGACACGGAAAAGGGCACCGCCAACUCGAGCUACGCCGACUCGACCGCCGGUGUUGAGCUCCGUGCUGACCUAUACAAGCGUGAACGACGACUCGUUCGCAAGCAAGGUCAGUUUCACAGUGUAGCAACAUACGCCAAUCGCGGGCGGUGCGGCGGCGAAUCCGUUGAAAUUUCGGCGUUAGCCCCACUCUGCCGCCGCCCUCGUGACUAG
This is a messenger RNA of Microbotryum saponariae, 318 nucleotides long. The record is from the annotation of a GenBank genome assembly. NCBI's taxonomy places the organism in Eukaryota, Fungi, Basidiomycota, Microbotryomycetes, Microbotryales, Microbotryaceae.